CCUCGCUUAGCAGGAGCCAAAUUCCUCACCUCCAUCUCUCCCACAUCAACCGCCGUCAUAGGUAUCUACGCGAAAAAUAUCGCCGGCAAUAUGGACAACCUGCAGCUGCACCUCGAAACCGCCCUUUCGGCCCUCCACACAGCCCGCGCUUUUCUCAGCGACAAUGGCAUCGCGCCGCUCACCCUCAAGAACUGGCACAUUCUCCUUUCGUGCUGGAAAUACUUCCCCUUGGUCCUGCCCCUCCAGCUGCUGCUGGACUGGUACCCGAUGGGCAAAACCAGCUCCGUUUCCCUCCUCAACGUUCGGGGCAAACCUGCGUGGGUAUUAAUGGAGCUUCUCUCACCCUCGACACUGCUGUACAGCAUCUACAGCAACCCGACGCGUCCGCUCGCGCUGCCACGAUCGCACGUGUGGCUGACAACGCUGUACCUGAUGCACUACUUCCACCGGGCGCUGCUGUCGCCGCUGCGCAACCCCGCAAUGGCAGAUAUGCACAUCGUCAUCGCCGUCGCAAUGGGCGCGUUCAAUCUGCUCAAUGGCACCGCAAUCGGCGCGUGGCUUGGGGGGUAUGGAAGCGCCGAGGAGACGCCGAGCUGGAUGAUCGCCCUGGGAAGUGCUAUGUUCCUGGCCGGCUUGUGGGGAAAUGUUUACCACGAGGAGGUGCUAAGGGAUAUUCGUCGGGAGACGGCGGGGAGCGAGAAGAAGGUGGACGACGGAGAGACGGUGGUCAGCGAGGAGGGGCGGGUCUAUAAGAUCCCCCACGGAGGCCUGUUUGCGUACUGUUGGCACCCACACUACUUCUCAGAGUGGAUCGAAUGGACAGGCUUCAUGAUUGCGGGCGGCGGGCCGGCCAACUUCGUGCCUGCGGCGAUCUUCCUAGUGAACGAGAUUGCGACUAUGGGGCCCCGGGCACUGCAGGGGAGACGGUGGUAUUUGAAAAAGUUUGGAGAUAAGGCGCCCGUGAGGAAGGCGGUUGUUCCUGGGCUUUUGUAGAUGAUGGUAGCGAUACUGGGAUUAUGGAAUGGGAUUGGUUGCGUGUACUAUCACUCGACGACGAUCGCAGUUUACUACUGAAAGAAUCUUGUUCUCGGCCUCAUGCACACAUAGCACCCACACCCGCGAUCGAGUGACACGACCUACACGACCUAGGUACCUACCCAGGUACUUACCUAGGUACGGUGAUGCCUGGAAGUUGGAAAACCAUCGCUGCCUCGGAGACUCGAAGACUCGGAGUCUACGAAAGUACCUAGACUGCGAGCAUCAGAUCGGGCUGGUAGGUAAGUAAGUUAGAGUACCUCCAGCUCCGUAGAGUAAUUACAG
This is a messenger RNA of Tricharina praecox, 1320 nucleotides long. Its product is annotated as 3-oxo-5-alpha-steroid 4-dehydrogenase-domain-containing protein. Gene Ontology annotation, molecular function: oxidoreductase activity, acting on the CH-CH group of donors. The record is from RefSeq and is a predicted model, not a curated record. The transcript has 4 exons. Gene Ontology annotation, biological process: lipid metabolic process. Lineage: Eukaryota; Fungi; Ascomycota; Pezizomycetes; Pezizales; Pyronemataceae. Bases 91 to 993 code for a protein of 300 amino acids.